AUGAUGGCUCUGGAUGUGUUGGAACUUUCUGAAAGAAAAAACGACAUGGUUUAUGUAGUUUUUAUGUCCAAUUUUUUAUACUCCACGCAUUCAUUAGUUGCCAUUAAGGAGAUUAAUGAUAUGAAAACAACUUUCUACACAGUUGGACAGUGGACUCCAAGAGAAUCACCUUCUCGGGAUACUUUGAUUUCUGAAGCUCAGUUAUCGGCAACUGAUGGGCACUGCGAUAUGAAUGUCAUGGCAACUUAUUUGCUCGGCGUGUUGGCCUACGACGCCCCUUCCGUCAAUGAUGAUAGGCUGGUAUCUGUAUCUACCGGCAGUGCACCAGGUGUGGCCGUGGCCGAGACGAAGAAAGAAGAGAAAGUUGAGGAGAAAGAAGAAUCCGACGAUGAUAUGGGCUUCAUCCUCUUGGACUAG
Striga asiatica is the source of this 417-nucleotide messenger RNA. Lineage: Eukaryota; Viridiplantae; Streptophyta; Magnoliopsida; Lamiales; Orobanchaceae. The record is from the annotation of a GenBank genome assembly.